AUGUCAACCUCCUCACUCACCCCCCCGCCUUACGCGCGGGAACUCCUCGUCGCACAGCUGGCUGUGCAGCGCGCUGCUGUAGCUACGAAGCGUGUGCUCGCGACCAUCAACGCGACCAGCGUACAGCCCAACAACAUACCAGCACCCCCGGCUCUCUCCACCGAGACCUCGACCGCCACGGAAGCGACCGCUUCAGGCCCGCCCACGCCCACCCGCGAAGGGGGCCAAAACAUCGGGCAAUACCUGCACCCAUCCUCCUCCCCGCUAUCACCCAUCUCCGACCCCUUCGCCGACAUCAACCCUUUCCCCACUUCCUCCUCCACCUCCCGCAAGCAGGCCCCCAACUCCGGAGUAACCAACACCAACACCAACAACCCAAUCCGCCGUCUCUCCCUGGCCAAACCCGACCUUUCCCCGGUCACCAUCGCCGACCUAGCCGCACAAGCCCUCCUCAUCGCCGCCGUCCACGACGCCUUCCCCAACGACCUCAUCCUCGGCGAGGAAGACGCCGCCGCGCUCCGGGAAGACCCCGACUUGGCCGCGGGCGUGUGGGGCGUGAUCCAGGAUGCGCUGGACUACCUCGACGAUGUGGCCGCCACGAAUCCCAGACGUGGCGGAAUUGGUGCAGAGGAAAUCGAGCUUGCCCGGCCGCGGGACGUGGCUGAUAUGAUCCGGUUGAUCGAACUCGGCGGUUCGACCGAGCAAGAAGCAAUAACAGCAACAACAACAGCAACACAAACAAUAACCGCAGCAGCCGGCCUAGCCGCUGGUAGAAGGGUAUGGUGUCUGGACCCCAUCGACGGCACGAGCGCCUACAUGCAGGGUGGGCAAUACGCUAUCUCGCUCGCGUUGCUGGAACACGGCCGGGAGGUGGUCGGGGUUCUGGGGUGUCCGAACUGGGCAUAUGAGGCGGACACCGAACCGGGCGCGUGGCGGGUGGUUGAGAAUGAAGUGGAUCGGGAUGGGAUGGGGUUAGUGAUGGCUGCUGUGCAGGGCCAGGGGGCGUGGGUGCGGCCGAUGUGGGUUGAGAAGGGGUUGAAAGUUGGGCGGAAGGUGGAUCGCAGACACGGGGUCUCCUUCCAAACGACCACGACGACGGUAACGCAAGAUUUGAGCAACCUACACUUUGUCGACUCGCAAAAGAGCCCCGCGACACUAUCCCAAAAAGUCCAGGCCUUCGCCGACCGCGUGGGCGCCGAAUACCCAGGCACCAACCUGUACUCGUCACACAUGCGGUACGCAGCCAUGGUGCUAGGCGGGCGGGAGUUUGUCCAGAUCCGAUGGCCGAAGCCGUCGAAGGGCCCCUGGUCUACGUGGGACCAUGCCGGGUCGCAGCUGAUUUAUGUUGAGUCCGGGGCGGGAAGAGUGACAGAUCUUGAUGGGAAGGCGAUUGAUUUCCGUGCGGGGAGUACGAUGUCGCGGAACUGGGGGCUGAUUACGGCGGAUGAGGAGGUUUAUGAGGAGGUUUUGAGGAUUGUUAACGAGAUGCGGAAGGAGUGA
This is a messenger RNA of Dichotomopilus funicola, 1500 nucleotides long. RefSeq lists its product as uncharacterized. Gene Ontology annotation, molecular function: 3'(2'),5'-bisphosphate nucleotidase activity. NCBI's taxonomy places the organism in Eukaryota, Fungi, Ascomycota, Sordariomycetes, Sordariales, Chaetomiaceae. The transcript is spliced from 2 exons. The record is from RefSeq and is a predicted model, not a curated record. The coding region runs from base 1 to 1500 and encodes 499 amino acids. Gene Ontology annotation, biological process: sulfate assimilation.